Molecule: messenger RNA, 1182 nt
Organism: Colletotrichum abscissum
Lineage: Eukaryota; Fungi; Ascomycota; Sordariomycetes; Glomerellales; Glomerellaceae
Exons: 2
Coding region: 1-1182 (393 amino acids)
Source: RefSeq, a predicted model, not a curated record
AUGGGAGGGAUCGCAUCCGAUAUAGAGAUGGCAGACGCCUGCGCUCCAUCCUCGUCCUCAUCCUCAUCCUCUGGCCUCUCCCCUCCGCCCACCUACAGCUCAGACUACGAGGGACUUUCCCAAAAAGCUGAGAAAGAUUCUUCCAAAGAGAUUGUCAAAGAGACUGUCGGCUCUCCCAAUGCGCGGGAAGACCCGGAAUCAGAAGCUAUCAACACACAACUUCCCGGCACAGAUCUGCCCAACAUGGCUCGACGUUCGGCGCGCAACUCGAGUAAGCCCAAGCCCGCGACUGCUUCCCCGCCAAAAGUCGCCAAGAGAAAACAGCCUACCAAAGUGGUACCCAAGAAGGGCCCAAAAUGGACAACGCAGAAGCUCUUGACGGAUCCCAAGUCGCCGCUUGCCAGCGCGGAUCUGAGAGCGAUACUCUGCCAGCCAGCGGCAUGGGACAUACUUACGAAGGAGGAGCGUGCCGAGAUCGUCAGCCUCUUCCCAGCCGGCACGCAUAUCAUCGACGCCGGCACCGACGAAGCCCGCCCGGAUUUUGACGCACUUCGCAAUAACAACAACUUUCGCCACGACUGUGCCACGUACGCCGACAACAUUUCCCAGGGCAGGCACGACCCUGAGUGGCUCGAGCAGGCGUGGGUUGCACGCGAGCGGCGGCGGGCGGGCGACUUUGACGACUAUGUCACGCAAAAGUUUGAGGAUGAGUGGUCGUGCAAGGUGCCAGAGGGCUUUAAGCCAAACAGAAGUGGCGAUGCACCAGGCCCCGCUGCGCCUGCGGAAGCUGGAAAGGCCCAUGUCGAGCAGACGGAGGAAAACACCGACCAGACAAAGGGAGAUGCUAUCGACAAGGUCCAGGUGGAAGCAGAAGCCAUCAAACAAGUGACGGACACGAAGGCUGCGGACACGACGGGUGACGCUAAUACGGCAAAGGAUAACGAUGCGAGAGAAGCACCGGGCGUCGCACUUGGGUCUCCUCUUCCUGAAGACAUCUCAUCAGCAAAGAUUGGCACAGCUGAUACCGAGAUCUCCCUCGAAGAGCAGGUGCCAGAAUCCUCGGAGGUGCCACUUGGAAGCGUUUCUCCUGACGAUUCAUCCCCAAUGGCCAAUCACCAAAACUCGAGCAAACAGACAGAGAAGCAGAAGGGAAAGAAGCCGGUAAUUACAGAAGGAAACUAA